AUACAAAAAUUGAAAAGAAAAAAAAUCACGGAGGGGACGAUCCGACGUGGGUCACAGGCAAAAUAAAUAAAAAGCAACCCCACUUGCUAAAAUCCCCAACGCAGCAAAAGCAAUGAAACUCAAAAGCACGAGCAAAAGCAGAAACAACUACUGCGGAUGACAGUCCAGAAAUUUUUGGAUAAAAUUCCCCAUUGUGUUUUCCUCAACUGUGCAUGUUCGAAUUUCGCAAUGCAAUUCUUCCCUACUUCCUCACCUGAUCAUUACUCUUCAAAUUCAUUCUCCACAAAAAUGUGAGGAUUUUUCAAGGGUUUUACCAAAACCCCAAAGCACAGACCACAGAGAUUCCUCUGCACCCUUAAACGUUAGAAGCCUUUCAAGUUGGGACAAGGACAAUAGAGAAGACCUCUGCGGGGUUUUGAAUAUGAUAGGGAGUGAGCAAGACGACGAAGAGUUUGAGAUGCUUUUGGGUGAAAUUCCUCGUGCAACCUCUGCGCCUCCACAUGGGCAGAGAGUAGAGUCUGCAAAAGGUGUAGAUGAAGGAAAGCCUACUUUGUCUGAGGAUACAUAUGUUGUUGUAACCAGUCCUCUUUCAUCGUACUAUGGUGGUUCUGGCUCAUCCUCUUCAGACAACAGGAAUUCUCCACAGUCCCUGAUAGACCAAAGGUCUCAGUUGAAAGGGGUCUUUGACCAAGAGCAGGAGAGUGGGGGAGCCAUGUCAAAUCAGAAAAUCUUUUCUGACUUCUCUGGGGUUGAGGGUAGUUUUCUUGAGGAUCAAGCUCUUUCAGAUGCAUUUUCAAAUCUUAGUUUUAAGGAAAUUGGGAUUGAUGAUGGUAAGCGAGUUAAGCUGGAAGUGUUAGAAAAUGUGGAUGGAGGUGUUCUGGAUACCAAACAAGAUCAAAGUUCCCCAGGAAAAUAUCCUGCUUUCAAUGUUGUGGGCACUACCUUACCAACACGGUUGAAUGUAGACAAUGGUUCUUUGAACUCCCCCAGAACAAAAUCUUUUGGAAUUCAUGGUUCCUUCCAGUCAAAGCACUACAAUGGGGACUUGCAAUCCACAGGGAAUCAACUGGCUUAUCCAAGAGAAAUUCGAACAAUGAAGGAACUGCUGACACAUAAUGCUCAUGGACCAGACACAUACAUGAACAGUUUGGGCUUGCCAUUUAACAAUAAUUGUCCUAGGGGAACACUCGAUUUUCAGCAACCACAUCCAAUAUAUUCUGUAGCACCAUCUCCUGCUUUGGGACUCAAAGGCAAUCAGGUUUUCGCAAAAUCUUCAAUGUCGGAAGCAGAAACACUGCCUUCAAUUGGUAGUUUGCAGCAGCAAUCAUUUUUUGAUCCUACAUUGGGAACAUUUGUGCAACCUCAGUCACGUAGAACUCCCAUUUCUGAUUCUCACCAGCAGAUGAAUACAAUGAACAUGACUUGGAACCCGAUAAUCGAAGAAAGAAACCUUAGAAUGCAGCAGGAAUUAAUGUUGUUGCAGCAGGCUCAUGUGCAGCCUUUAGCUGGUGUUCCUCAUCAGGCUGGAGCUACUUUCAUUGAAGAUGCAUCAAACAGAACUUUUAGACAAAAUGGUUUGCACUCUCCCAUUCCAAAUAUUCAACUUGAUUCACCUUUAAGGAGUUUCCAACUGCAAGGACCAGUUUUCAGUGAAAGGGAUUGGGGCACCAAUUUAUUACCUAGUCAUGUGGGCAUGAACAAUUUUUCAGUUCAUCCAAUGCAGAGUGGAGAUGUGUAUCCAAUGCAGAGUGGAGAUGUGUGUCAAUAUCAUGCUCAAGGUUUCUGUGGUAGGGGAGAAAACUGUGCUUAUUUCAAUGGUCAAUCCCCUGGAAUCAUGUCUAGCAGAAUCUGUCAUUCUGUUUCAGUUCCAUUUAAAAAUUCUCAUAUGAGUGGGAACUUGGGUGGAGAAGAUAAACUUAUUUUUCCUGAAAAGAUAUUGACUCGAAGUCAGGGCAUAAACUCUCUCACAAUGAUCAAUAAUUCAGGAGGCCGGAAGGACACUUUAAAUAAUGGACAAUACAAUGAAAGGGCAUUGCUAAGUGAGUAUUCACAUUCAGGUUCCUUUCAGUUGGACAUUAACAAUCAUUCAAGAAGCAUUUCACCUGAGAUUGCAGAGUCUAAAUUCAAUUUGAGAUCUUUGAUGACUUCUCAACAGCCACAGCCUAAAUACGUUACGUUGGAUGAUGUAGAGGGCAAAAUUUUUAUCAUUGCAAAGGAUCAGCAUGGUUGUCGUUUUCUGCAGAAGAAAUUCGAUGAUGGAUCUCCUGAGGAUGUGCAUAAGAUAUUUCAAGAGAUCAUUGGUCAUAUAGUUGAGUUGAUGACAGAUCCUUUUGGUAAUUACCUUGUGCAAAAACUUUUAGAAGUCUGUAAUGAUGAACAGAGAAUGCAAAUUCUUGAUGCUGUGACUAGGAAAUCAGGUGAACUCGUCAGUAUUUCUCUCAAUAUGCAUGGUACUCGAGCUGUACAGAAAUUGAUAGAGAUUCUUAAGACUCCACAACAGGUUUCUAUGGUCAUAUCCUCCCUUAAGGCGGGUGUUGUUACUCUUAUAAAGGACCUCAAUGGUAAUCAUGUUGUACAGCGGUGCUUGCAACGGCUUUGCAGUGAGGACAAUCAGUUUCUUUUUGAUGCUGCAGCAGCUCACUGUGUUGAGAUUGCAACACAUCGUCAUGGAUGCUGUGUCCUGCAACGCUGCAUUGAUCAUUCAGUUGGAGUGCAGAAGGAACGUUUGGUUGCUGAGAUAGCUGCAAAUGCGCUGGUUCUCUCUCAAGAUCCUUUUGGCAAUUAUGUUGUGCAGUAUGUGUUGGAUCUAGGCAUGUCAUGGGUGACUGCAGAUGUAGUGGGCCAGCUGAAUGGCAACUAUGAACACCUUUCUAUGCAAAAAUUUAGUAGUAAUGUGGUUGAAAGGUGCUUGAAAAUCUCUGGAGAAGAGGAACGUGCACUUAUUGUUCACGAGUUGAUUAAAAGUUCCCGACUUGGGCAGCUUCUUCAAGAUCCAUUUGCAAACUAUGUUGUUCAGUGUGCUUUGACUGUUUCCAAGGGUCCUCUUCAUUCUGCUUUGGUUGAUGCAAUCCGGCCACAUUUACCAGCUUUGCGUAGUAGUCCAUUUGGGAAGCGAAUCCUUUCCCGGACCAAUUUAAAGAAGUAAUCCACAUGCAGGCAAUUUUGAAGACAUGCUUUUGUAGAAUGUUGUGACAUCUUUCACAGCAUGCUGCAUUUUGUAGACACUAGAUUAUUAUUUCUUUGUAUGGCCACUUGUUUGGCAUGUAAAAUUCAAGUAUUUGAAAGCAUAACGUUGUAAUAAGUCCUUUCUGUAGGCAAGAGCACUGUAUUUGUUGCGAAGUUGAAGGGUAACAAAUGUGGCUCAGUCAGUAUUGUAUAGCAGAGAAAUUGGGAAUUGCUUCUAUAGUAGAUUACCAUUCUUCACGGGAGUAAAGGGCCUGCUAUGUAUUAAAAUAAGAUUUUUUGGAAUGUUCUCAAACCAUAGAGAACACAGGAAAGUGGUGGUAAGGGUAAAAACUGUUAGGCAAAAGUUUCGGCUGUAUAAUACAGUAUUUGGCCUGCUGGUUUUCCAAGGAAAAUGGCAUUUCCAGCAAAAUUGUAUUGUUAUGAGGAUUCCCAUAAAUCAUAAAUUUUAGGUUUAAAAAGUUAGUCGUAGACAGGAAAUUCACACACAGGCUUGCAAGCCCAGUAUUUAUGAAGAUGUUUUUCCUGGCAUUGUACCUUGAACACUGUUUUAACAACAAAAAAUAUUAAAUUAUUUCUUAUUAUCAUUC
This is a messenger RNA of Cryptomeria japonica (Japanese cedar), 3773 nucleotides long. Its product is annotated as putative pumilio homolog 8, chloroplastic. Bases 422 to 3145 code for a protein of 907 amino acids. Lineage: Eukaryota; Viridiplantae; Streptophyta; Pinopsida; Cupressales; Cupressaceae. Gene Ontology annotation, cellular component: cytoplasm. The record is from RefSeq and is a predicted model, not a curated record. Gene Ontology annotation, biological process: post-transcriptional regulation of gene expression. The transcript has 6 exons. Gene Ontology annotation, molecular function: mRNA binding; metal ion binding.